CAAAAUCCAAGAUGGCGUCCUCCAGUGGUAGUGGAAGUUCAAAUUUAAUGCAAGGACUUGACUCGAAAUCUAGAACUCUAAUAGGCAAGAUCGUUGCUCAUUUGAAGUCUCAAGGGAACUUUGAUGAACUGAGAAGAGAUUGCUUAGAAGAACUAGAUAAAAUGGAGUCGUUUCGGCAGCUAAAUCAGCGAGUUGAGAGUUAUGUUGCUACAUUUCUGUCCAAGCAGGAGUGGUCUGAUACGCUAUCAAAAAAUCAGAUUAGAGAUAACUUGCGAAAGCAUGUUUGUGCAUCUGAAACUCUGAAAAGUGGUGCUCAAAGAUUAAUCACGCAAGUAAUAGAGAAGAGGAGCAGAGCAUUUCAAACUCGCUUAGAAGGAAUAGUGCAAAGCUUCAUUUACACUGACCAAGAACGAGAAAAACAGGAGAGAAAGUCACGGUAUCAGAACAGAAAUUCACACCAUCAGGAGCCAAGCAAACCUGAUCAAGAAAAAGCUCCCAGUUCAGAGAAAACAUCAACAAUAUCAGAUGUUAAUGACAUUAUCAGCCAAAUUGAACACAGUGAAGCAGAGUCCUCAACAAAACCCGAGAGUUCCACAAGCAUAAAACCAGAAACAACCACUUCCACACAGCAAAACAAGGGUGAUAUGGGAAAACUGCCAAAGUCUGAAAAGAAAUGUGAUGUUUCUAGUCCAAGUGAGACUUCCAAGAGCACCCCUCCAUCGAAAACUAACCUUACGAAAAGAAUAAACCCUUCAAAAAGGGUGCCUCCAAAAACAGCAUCUCCAAAUCCUUCUUCACCUUUAGAUAAGUUAACAGAGACACCUCCAAGGUCUGCACAUUCUAAUCAGAGUAAUUCAUCGCAUUCAGAAAGCCUCCAGAAAUCAGCUCAUGAAGGACUUAAAGUUGCUCAAGUGCCUAAAAAGAUUGAGGGGGGUGACGCUCCGCCUCACAACCCUGAUGCUACCAAGGAAACUAUAGUUUCUGAAGAUAUUGAGAAGAGUUCACAAGAGACAGAAGUGAAUAUGGACACUGAAAGUCUGAUGCUCAAAGUUGAAGAUGCUGUUGACUCAAAAGAUGAUGUAACAGCAGACAUUUUUGUCACAGAUAAAAUGCAUGAAAGAGAAACUGGUGUUACUCAUGAAAUCAAAGCAAAACCAACAGAGUUUGAUGCCAUUGAAAAUAAAGAGACUGAUAAGAAUAUUAAAGAUGAAGUUGAAGCUUCAUGUGAGGAUUCCAAUGACAGUUCAAACAUUAAAAACCUUUCUCCACAGGAAUCUGACAUUGAUGACUCAAUUUCAGAUGUCAGUUCUGUUCACACAAGUGACUUGUCAUCAUUUGACGGUGAAGUGAGUUCCUCGUCAGAAUCAAGUGAUGAUGAACACAACACAGAAGAAGAAAAACAGACCAUCAAAGGGAAUAAAAAGAUAGAGAAAGGUUAUAAACAUAAAAAUGAAGAUGAAAUGGUUAGCAGUGAUAAGUCUGGAAGAACAAGGGGUAAAGACAUAGUCAAAGGUGAUCAUGUUUCAGGAGAAAACAAACGUGGACGACCAAGAAAGGACCAAAGCAGGUCAAGAAGUGAAGAUAAGUCAACUGCAAGGCGCUCCAGAUUAAGGCGCCAAGAAGAGAAACGGUCAAAGGAUAGAACACAAACAAGGGAUAAGUCAAAAAGGCAAAUCAAAAAGAAACGUUGUUAUUCUCCUAGUAGUGAAGGAACAAGAGAAGUUUGUCUUCCAUCUAAACGAUCUCGUGUGAACUCUAGGGAUUAAACAUUUGGGAAUCCUAUUAAAAUUAUAUUAGCAUUUCGAAAAAUCAUGUAGAACUUUCCAUGUAAGUUGUAUUUUAGCUAAAAAAAGUAAGAAUAAAACUUAAGCAUAGUUACAAGCAAUAUAGUCUGACUGUUUUGACUCAUGGUGUAGGCAUUGGGCAUGCUGCUUUUCUAUACAAAAAAAAUGUAAAUGCACUCACUUGAAUCAAAAUUGAGGGACUGUGUGCAUAUGUAGCUGCAUUUGAUGUUUGCUUUCACCAUACAUACACGACAGAUACCAGUUGGCUUGUACAUGUUCAGUUUCUUAUAUUUACAUUAGGUUUUUACAUCAUAUAAAUACAAUUAAUGCUACAUGUAUUAUUAAAGAUAAAGUCAAGGACAAUUUUAUAUAUUUUAUAUCGAUUAAAACAAGAAAAAUAGUAGAGUACGAACACUUAAAGUGUGCAACGCUAUCAACUAUCGACUACAAAAUAGUCAUACUAAUUAACAAUAGAAAUCAAUAGAAUUAGCAUUAUUUAGUGGAAUUUAUGUUGCACACUUUUAGUGUUUGUACUCUAAUACUCCAUUUUACAGUUCAAGAACCAUUUUUUGAGAGUUUCAAUUUAUAAUUAAGCAAGUUAGCAGACCUUGAAUCUUUGGUUAUAGAUCUUUUUCAUCCUAGGACAAAACAUUGUUUGAACUGUAAAAUUGAGUAAUUGCAUGAUGUGAUAUUACAAAAUAACAAGCAUUCUUGACACAGUAUUUGUCGUAGAGGUAAUGGCAUAAAAAACAUGCAUAAUAAUUAAAAACACUCCGUU
Exaiptasia diaphana is the source of this 2562-nucleotide messenger RNA. Its product is annotated as biorientation of chromosomes in cell division protein 1-like 1. The transcript is spliced from 3 exons. The record is from RefSeq and is a predicted model, not a curated record. Lineage: Eukaryota; Metazoa; Cnidaria; Anthozoa; Actiniaria; Aiptasiidae. Bases 12 to 1766 code for a protein of 584 amino acids.